AAAUGUAUUUUAAAUAGUCCAAUGAGAGUUGUCGUCUCCUCCUCAUCCAAUCACGAUACAGAGUUAUUCUAUAAAGAGCGGUCAGCACACUCGCUUAGAUUCAUUUGUUUCCUGUUUUCAGCUUUAGGAAAACUCAUUGCACAGAAUGGCAAGGACUAAGCAGACCGCUCGUAAGUCUACCGGUGGUAAAGCUCCUCGCAAACAAUUGGCUACUAAGGCUGCCCGGAAAAGUGCGCCUGCCACUGGGGGAGUGAAAAAGCCCCAUCGUUAUCGCCCUGGCACUGUGGCCCUGCGAGAGAUCCGCCGCUACCAGAAAUCUACUGAGCUGCUCAUUCGCAAGCUGCCCUUCCAGCGCCUGGUGCGUGAAAUCGCCCAGGAUUUCAAGACUGAUUUGCGCUUCCAGAGCUCGGCCGUUAUGGCUCUGCAGGAGGCUAGCGAAGCAUAUCUGGUUGGUCUCUUCGAGGAUACCAACCUGUGUGCUAUUCAUGCCAAGAGAGUCACUAUUAUGCCGAAAGAUAUCCAAUUAGCUCGGCGCAUCCGUGGGGAAAGAGCUUAAAGCCCCCUUUUGCCAUCACCUUAAAACCCAAAGGCUCUUUUCAGAGCCACCACGUUUACACGAAAAAGAGCCGCAUUUCUUUUAACUGGUUGGGAAAGGUACAUAGUAUCUGUCAUCGUUGA
This is a messenger RNA of Gopherus evgoodei (Goodes thornscrub tortoise), 678 nucleotides long. RefSeq names its product histone H3. The transcript has a single exon. Gene Ontology annotation, cellular component: nucleosome. Gene Ontology annotation, molecular function: structural constituent of chromatin; protein heterodimerization activity; DNA binding. The coding region runs from base 146 to 556 and encodes 136 amino acids. The record is from RefSeq and is a predicted model, not a curated record. NCBI's taxonomy places the organism in Eukaryota, Metazoa, Chordata, Testudines, Testudinidae.